CGUAACUGGUCACACCCGACCACCACAGCAAAAAUAUAUAAAAUCCAAUCUUAAUAAUAAAGAAAAGUGUCAAUUUAGUGCAAUUACUUGCAAUAAAAACGUAUUAUCCUAGCUAAAUUUAAGAUCGGCCGUGUCCCCACGAACUUAAAGUUGAGCUAAGAGAAGUGUACACUUGAUCAAAGGAAAGCAAAAAAGUAUCAAAAUGUCGGAAAUGCAAAUGGAUUGUGCGCUGGAUCUGAUGCGACGACUGCCGCCCCAGCAAAUCGAGAAGAACCUGAUUGAUCUGAUUGACUUGGCACCCGAUCUCUGCGAGGAUUUGCUCUCCUCCGUGGAUCAACCACUUAAGAUAGCCAAGGAUAAGGAGCACGGCAAGGAUUACCUGCUGUGUGACUACAAUAGGGAUGGUGAUUCGUAUAGAUCGCCCUGGUCGAACUCCUACUAUCCGCCGCUGGAGGAUGGCCAAAUGCCCUCGGAGCGUCUGAGAAAACUGGAAAUCGAGGCCAACUAUGCGUUUGAUCAGUACAGGGAUAUGUACUACGAGGGUGGCGUGUCCUCCGUGUAUCUAUGGGAUCUGGAUCAUGGAUUUGCCGCUGUUAUACUGAUCAAGAAGGCGGGAGAUGGCAGCAAGAUGAUCCGGGGCUGCUGGGAUUCCAUACAUGUGGUGGAGGUGCAGGAGAAAACCACUGGCCGAACGGCCCACUACAAGCUAACGUCGACGGCCAUGUUGUGGCUGCAGACCCACAAACAGGGUUCGGGCACCAUGAACUUGGGCGGCAGCCUCACGCGGCAGCAGGAACAGGACGCCAAUGUCAGUGAGUCGUCGCCGCACAUAGCCAACAUUGGCAAGAUGGUCGAGGAGAUGGAGAACAAGAUCAGGAACACGCUGAACGAGAUCUACUUUGGCAAGACCAAGGACAUUGUCAACGGGCUGCGGAGCACACAGUCGCUGGCAGAUCAACGCCAGCAAGCGGCCAUGAAACAGGACCUGGCAGCGGCCAUCCUGCGGCGCAAUGUCAAGCCCGAUUCAAACUGAGCAACUGGAGAGGCUGAGGGCUGAAUAAACCACAUAAAUUUACCACCAGGCUACGGCGGUGUCCUUCUAUGCAAGACUGUCUCCUUAAAAGUGUUAAAUACCAAGUGAAUUGUAAUAUUAUCUAAAUGGAAUAUAUAUCAUUUCCAUAAUAUUCAAAUCAAUUCCCUACUAUUUCACACUCUUUUUCAUAGAGUAUAUAGAGAAUUACACCUCCUAGCCUGGUGCACAAAAAAAGCAGACUUCAAAUAUUAAUUACGCAUUUCUAGGCAGUAAAUUUGUUACCAAGAGUAAAGAAAAUUGUUACACCACAACAAAAAACAAUAUUAAUGUAAAUUUGUCCCCCACACACACAUUGUUGCUAAUCUAGAGUCGCGCUUAACAUCCAAAAAAUAGUUCAGCCAAAAAUGCCAACUUCGCCGCCCGUCAAGACAGUAUCCAUAAGUAUUUGUAUCUUAUUUGUAAUAACCGAAGUCGAGGCAUUUCAGUUUCAUAUUCUUAAUUUCUCCGCGAAUAAAAUAUAUUGUGUUUCUUAA
Messenger RNA from Drosophila gunungcola (fruit fly), 1566 nucleotides. It is a transcript of the gene cpb, whose product is annotated as F-actin-capping protein subunit beta. The coding region runs from base 203 to 1033 and encodes 276 amino acids. Gene Ontology annotation, molecular function: actin filament binding. NCBI's taxonomy places the organism in Eukaryota, Metazoa, Arthropoda, Insecta, Diptera, Drosophilidae. The record is from RefSeq and is a predicted model, not a curated record. Gene Ontology annotation, biological process: barbed-end actin filament capping; regulation of lamellipodium assembly; negative regulation of filopodium assembly. Gene Ontology annotation, cellular component: cytoplasm; F-actin capping protein complex. The transcript is spliced from 2 exons.